UUAGCUCUCGUUUGAACUCUUACUUGGUAAUCUUGUUGAAGAUUUAGCUUCUUAAGUGUCGGUUGUUGGAUUAAUUGUUUGUAGUUUAUUAAUUUUGUGCCUUCUAUCGAUUGUUUACUUGUGUUAUCUUGAUUUACAUUUAAAUUGUUUUACCUGUGGAUAAUUCAUCUGAUUGUUUUGAAUUUUUUGCUCUACUUUUAUUUUCCCUCUUUUUUUGCAUUGAUUUUGGUGUUAUUUGUUUUGAUUGUUAUUUCGGUUCAAUUUUUGGUAUCUCUUGGCUUACAAAUGAACGGUGGCUAUGGAUGAUGUUUAAAUCAAUGGAAUUGAAAUGAGCUGUAAAAUGAUUCGAAGCAAUGGUGGCUCAUGUGGCCGUCGAUUUGCUUCACCUGAAGAUUUACCUUACAUUGUAUGGGAUUCAACGGGAAAUGAUGAAUAUGGACCAGCACCAUCUUUACACAGUCAUCCAGCCUCCAUAAUUACUUAUAAUCAUAUUCCGCCAAUGAUUAAUUCAUGCCAAGCAUCAUCAACUCUUUCAUGGGAUUCAUCUUCAUUUCCAAGACGUUGUUGUUCACCGGCUUGUUGUGCCAUCCUAUUAACAGCCAUACUUAUCCUGGCUGCUCUAUUAACCGUUAUCGGAGUUGCUGUCUACUUGGGUAUCAUAACAAAUCUAAGUAAAGCCACCAUUUUACCAGUCAGUGGACGAUUCCGUGUUAUAUCUGGCGACGAUUUUGUCCCUUCACUGUACAAUACUUCGUCUACAGCAUUCCUCGAAAAGGCCGAAAAGUAUAAUGCCAUUAUUCAUUCUGCUCUCCAAUGGACAUCAAUUGAUAAUUCAAUAAUUAAGAGUGAAGUUUACGCUUUUAGAAAGGGCUCAUUGAUUGUCCAUUUUCGUGUCUAUCUUGAUCGGAAAAAGAUUAUUCAAGCUCGAAAUUCAUUAGCAUAUUCAAGGAAAUCUAUCGAAUCAAAAUUGACUCAAGAAACAGAGGAAAGGUCACCAGGAUCAUCACGCAAUGAUCAACUGAUUCCAAGUUUGGUUCAACAGGAAUUGAAAGAAGGAUUGAUUCAGUUGAGGAUGGUUGGUCCAGGUAGACCAGAAAUUGAUUUUGAUUCACUAAUUGUUACAUCUUAUCACACGGAUCCAAUGUUGAACUUGAAAGAUCAAUCAAUGCCAUUACAGAUUCGAGGAAAUAUAUUUUAUGAGAAAAACAGCGAAGAUACACCCAUUGAUUCUGUAUUAACAGCUAUCCACCUUAAACCUUUAAAGUCAACCCGAAGACCCACCUUGACCCCAACAAGAGGCCCAACCGUAGGAACAUCAUCAACCUCACUAGCCAUUUCAACUACCACAUCAACAACAACAUCAACAACUACAACACCUUUACCCUCUUCAAAGCCAAAUAAAUAUCAAUCAAAACCUUCAACUUUUGACAGUAACAAUAAUAUUCUUACGGAUGAACGUAAAACGUUUCUUUAUCCAACAAACGAUAAUCGGCGUCAUUCAAAUUAUCACUCUAGUAACUCACCAUCAUUAAUCAAUCGAUUUGCUGAACGACUUCGCCCUUCAAAACCAUCUUUAACAACUGUGAGACCUGUAACAGCUAGUACAACACCAACUACCACAACUACUGGAUUGCCCAUAAUAACAUCAGGAUUAGUAAGGGUUGUAUUACCAAGAGCACCAACUACUGCAACUACUACCACAACAAAGGCACCUUUUGUAUCAACCACGAGGAGAGUAAGAAUGACACCAUCAACAACCAGUACUCCAACCUCAACAACUUCAACAUCGACUACAACGACCACAACAACCUCUACAACGACAACUACAACUCCAGAGCCACCCGCUGUUUCUACCGAGGUAACCAAGCUAACAAGUCGAGAUCCAAGUUCAUUUACACGUAAAACAACUCGAACACGAAUCGAUUUUCCAAUGCUACUAGCAGGCUUAAGGUCAACUGUUGCACCAUCAACGACCGUCUCUGUGGGAACCAUUUCACCCAUUCCUUCCAAUCAUAAACCACCUCCAGGGACAUCAAUAAAGGUUACCUCUCUUGACUUUGGCCAAUGGAGGCCUUUGUCUCCAUUUAAAUCAUCCAAUCAACAAAAAUCUCAGGCAAUUCAUUUAAUGCCUUCAUUAUCAUCGCCAUCUUCAUCAUCAAAUUUUGCCUCUCAGUCACCGUCCAUAUCACAAUUUGCUCAUUUAAAGCCACCUCAAAUCCCAUCGUCAUCGUCAUCGUCAUCAUCAUCAUUGGAUUUUUCCUCUCGCGUAAAAAAUCGAUUUUCAAACAAACCUGAACAAAAUAAAAUGCCGCUAGUGAUUGCUGUUAGUCCAGGUGAACAUAUUAGACGUCGAAUACCAAUAUCAGCAUUAUAGUGAAAGUAGAUACAAGUGAAUACGGAACAUGGACUUGUUUUUGGCCAAAUGAUUUACGAAUGAUGUCAAUAAAGCAGAUCGAGUUGAAUGAAUUACUAAAUUGUACAUUUAACCUAUCUUCGUGAUAUCAUACAAUUGCAAUAUUUGUCAAGCACAAAGUGUGAAACCAAAUCAACUGCAGGUUCAGUGCUAAUUUAUCAAAACAUAUUUAAAAUAUGUUGCAUAAAUGGUUUGAUCAACGUUGGCAAAACACAAGUUAUAAAUUAACGCAAUUUUAUAUUGAAAUUAAUAUAUAUAACAAAUCUUAUUCCUUCUAUUUUUGUAAUUGAUAUAAAAUACCCGCAUUAACGCAAUACAGUCUAUCAUUUUAGGCUGAAAAUAAUUAUUUCCAAUUAAUUUUUUAAGCUUGAUUUUGUAAAAAAAAACUCGGUGACAAGACGUAUUGUAAAAUUUAAUUUAACAUUCUAAUUAUGAAAGAAAUAAAUUACCUG
Messenger RNA from Tetranychus urticae (two-spotted spider mite), 2865 nucleotides. RefSeq lists its product as uncharacterized. Lineage: Eukaryota; Metazoa; Arthropoda; Arachnida; Trombidiformes; Tetranychidae. The record is from RefSeq and is a predicted model, not a curated record.